This is a messenger RNA of Paraglomus occultum, 177 nucleotides long. NCBI's taxonomy places the organism in Eukaryota, Fungi, Glomeromycota, Glomeromycetes, Paraglomerales, Paraglomeraceae. The record is from the annotation of a GenBank genome assembly.
AUGAGCAGAGCAAUAGCGAUGAUGAUGAAAAAUUCUCUCAAUGUCGAAAUUCCUGGCCGAACUGGUGGAAGACCUCCAACGCAGACAGCGCGACAUUCGACAAUUAUCAAUUUGAGGAGAAAGCAGCAAAACGAGCGGGUUUUGGAUAGAUGGUUACUUGGUCGUCGGGAGAUUUCA